Magallana angulata is the source of this 1345-nucleotide messenger RNA. RefSeq lists its product as uncharacterized. Lineage: Eukaryota; Metazoa; Mollusca; Bivalvia; Ostreida; Ostreidae. The record is from RefSeq and is a predicted model, not a curated record. Bases 1 to 1194 code for a protein of 397 amino acids. The transcript has 4 exons.
AUGUUCAUUUUCUUCACAGAGCUUAUAUAUCAGAUUUUCUACAAGAAAACUGCCUCGGGAGACAGAGGAUCUUUAUGCCAACUCCGGAACUUUAUAGGUCGGAUUGACGUUCAUGGCUCUGAAGAAGUUGUGCAGAAAUACAGGGCCCACUAUUCAUUUAUUGAUGAUUGUUUGGAUGCUUACAUUGUGACAGCAUGUUUACACCUCUUGGAUCUGUCGGACAUAGAUGAAAUUUCCAGUAGAAAACAGACACUGUUUGACAUCCUACCGAAGGAGGAACAGUACAAUUUUAUCUCGCAAAUAUCUAAGGAAAUUUUGGAGAAAUACAUAAAAAUACCCAAUGACUUGCCAACAUUAUUGACCGAAGCUGCUGCGAUGGAUACACAAAAACGACAGAUUGAGGCAAUGUUUGACAACCGGCAACAGCGCUAUGUGUGUGAAGUGUGUGACAGGCAAUACAAGACUGCAAAUGGCAUUCAACGGCAUCUGAGAGACCAGCAUCAGUGGGACAUCACGGAAAACACAGGGGUGAAUAUACCUCAAGAAGACUACGAUCAUAUUGCUGUGUACUCCGCCUCAUUUAUGAAGUGUGCCCUUCUUUUAAGGGAUACAAACGAUGCCUACCAGUUGGGGGAUGGCAACCGCAUUUUGCUAAACUCCAAAUUGCAGAUGUUACUGUCACGUGUGGGAAACCAUAGCAAGUACCAGUUGUGGUUAUUCAGGUUUAUGGCCUAUUGCUAUGCUUUGCUAACACCAAAAAUGGCUUACGAAUACCUAUGGAACUGUACAGCUAACUUACAAGGAAAUACAGGUCACAAUAUACCAAAUGACAACCUAGUUGAACUGUUAGUUCAAGCAGUCAAGAAAAAGAUUCAUGCUCAAGGAUCUAAUGCAACUUACAAAAGUGCUAGAAAUGCAGCAUUGUCCUUGCAAAUUCAAGAAGAAAUACUGAUCAAUAUGCAGAAAGAAAUGGAAAAAAAGAAGACUGGACACAAAAGACCCCCACCAUCAAAACUGAAUGACAUUGUUGCUAUGGUGAAUGAACUUAUGUCAGCAAACAUUUUUGAGAGAACUCCUGGCAGAGAAUUUUCUAAUUUUCCAGGAUUUAAAGAUGUAUAUUCGCGUGUGAAAGUGACCGAGCUACAUAAAUGGCUUUCCGAAAACAAGGAGCGACUAUCCUAUGAAUGUGUUUAAACUUGCAAGUGUAUAGAAAGUGAAACAAUUGAUGGAUUUUAUGAAUAACAGACCUUUCCAAUUUUAAAAUAUUUCAACAAUUUUAAUUAUGUACAGUAAGAGUGUUGCAUUUAAUUAAGUAUCAUAUUUAUAUGCCUCAAUUAUUGUAACA